Amaranthus tricolor (Joseph's coat) is the source of this 1069-nucleotide messenger RNA. RefSeq lists its product as uncharacterized. The transcript is spliced from 2 exons. Bases 95 to 403 code for a protein of 102 amino acids. The record is from RefSeq and is a predicted model, not a curated record. NCBI's taxonomy places the organism in Eukaryota, Viridiplantae, Streptophyta, Magnoliopsida, Caryophyllales, Amaranthaceae.
CUCAACAUUCUUGGUAUUAUUAGAAGUUUCAAGCUAUUUUCAUGGUGUUUAAUGACAUAAGAAUUUAUGGGUCUUUUUUCUCACUUCUCCGAUCAUGUUCAUACUUUGUGGACAUAGAAUCUCGGAAGUAUUUGCUGAUUGGAAGAGAUCUUUAAUCAUAGGGUUAGUUUCUAAGAACAAAAUGGCUUUUGUUGAUGGUUCAUUGGCUAAAUCUGCUACAGACUCACCAGAUUACAAAGCAUGGGAGAGAUGCAACACCAUGCACAUAGGCUGGAUUAUGACUUCUCUUGAGAGAUCUGGGGCAAAGAGUGUUAUGUACUAUUACACAGCCAGAGACAUUUGGUUGAAUCUUGAGGAGAGAUCUGGCCAAUCAUCUACAACUCAGCUGUACCAUGUGGAAUAAGAUCUGGCUGCCCUUACCCAAGGAGAAACCAGUAUAGCUGAAUAUUACACUAAGGCUAAGGCACUUUAGGAUGAGCUUGAUAAUAUUGAUCCACUCUCAACUUGUACUUGCAAUGGUUGCUCUUGUGACACAACCGAAAGGAACCAAAAAUAGCUGCAAAAUCAGAGGAUUAUCAACUUUCUAAUGCAUCGUGAUGAAAGUUUUUCACAAAUGAAAACCAAUAUCUUGAUGAUGGAUUCAUUGCCUACUCAUUCCCAAGUCUAUAGACUUCUAAUGCAGGAGGAAAGGCACAAGGAGAUUAAUCAGAUUACUCACAGUCCUACUGAUUGUAUGGAAUUUAAUGCUGAUAAAAGGAAGUAUAAUCAUCCUAACUCUCACAAACCUCCUUCUUCAGGAAAGAGGAACAACUAUUUCUGUGAACAUUGCAAAAUCUCAAGUCAUUCCUGUAGACUCAAUUAGGAACGGGAACAGCAACAAGAGGAUGGGUGAAUUAUUGUUGUUACUAGUUUAAGCGUUUUUGCCCUGUUUUUGCGGAAUUGAAUAGGAUAAAUAAAGCUUAAACUUAGAGCGAAAUAAUUAAAAGAGACAAACGAUUUUUACGUGGAAACCUUCUAGGCCUAAAUAGAAGGAAAAACCACGACCCCUCGGGAUUUCUAAAUUCUCCAC